AUGGCGAUCAUAGGCCACAAGGAAGAGCUUGGAGACCCCCGGGUCUCUAACAUCGCGCGAGAAGACACCAAGAAAUGGUAUCGAAAGCCGAAUCUGCGAUUCCUCUACCUGAUCCUAGUUCCCUGUGCACUCGGCGUAGAGUGGACGUCCGGGUUCGACUCGUCCAUGAUGAACAGCUUGCAAGCCGUACCGUCCUGGGUUGAAUACUUUGGCAACCCAACCAGCGACCGCCUGGGGCUGCUCAACGCAAUGUACUCGCUGGGCGGCUUGAUGGCCGUCCCCUUUGUUCCAUCUUUCUCGCAGCUCCUCGGCAGACGCUUGACCAUCGCCAUGGGUUCGCUGAUCAUGUUCCUGGGCGCGGGCCUGCAGGCGGGGGCGCGGAAUCAGGACAUGUUCCUCGCAUCGCGCUGGGUCCUCGGGUUCGGCAUCCCGUUCGCCAUCGUCAACGCGUCGUCGCUGAUCGGCGAGCUGUCGUACGAGCGGGAGCGGCCCAUCAUGACGUCGCUGUUCAACACGUCGUGGUUCGUCGGCGCCAUCGUCGCGGCCGGCACGACCUACGGCACUUUCCAGAUGGCUAGCAGCUGGUCGUGGCGGCUUCCGAGUUUGCUGCAGCUUGUUCCCAGCUUGUGCCAAGUCUGUUUCCUGCCCUUCUGCCCCGAGAGCCCGCGUUGGCUCGUCUCGAGCGAUCGGUCGGAUGAGGCAUUUGAUAUACUGUCAACGUACCACGGUGAGGGGGACAAUGGCGACGAGUUUGUCCGCCUCGAGUUUGCUCAGAUUCAGAGCACCCUCUCCCUCGAGAAGGAGACUAGCAAGGCGUUUGUCUGGGCCAACGUCUUUCGCGACGCACCCAUGCGGCGACGAUUCUUGCUCGCCAUUACCAUUGGCUUCUUUUCCCAGUGGAGUGGCAACGGUUUAUUGUCCUUCUACAUGAAGAAGAUCCUGAACCUGGUCGGAAUUACCGAUAACUUGACUGUGCAAAAGAUCAUCUUAAGCAAGAGCUGCUGGGAUCUCAUAUGCGGUGUCCCAAUUGCACUCACCGUGCCACGCUUCAGACGCCGGGCCAUGUUCUUGACCUGCACCAUCGGGAUUGCAGGUGUAUAUACGGUCUGGACAAUCGCCUCUGCGCGGUACGCCAUACACAACACAGCAGCUGCGGGCAUUGCUGUAAUAGUCUUCAUCUUUGUCUAUUCGCCAUUUUACAACAUUGGCUGGAACGCGCUUGCCUACACGUACCUGAUCGAGAUAUUUCCGUACAGCCAACGGUCGCAGGGCAUCGCCGUGGAGCAGCUCGCCGUGCGUGUAGCCGUCUUCUUCAACACCUUCGUCAAUCCGAUCGCGCUCGAUUCAAUCGGUUGGCGGUACUACAUUGUCUACUGCGUGUGGAUUCUCGUCGAGAUUGCCACGGUCUAUUGCCUUUUCCCAGAGACAAAGGACCGCUCACUCGAGGAAUUGGCAUUUAUGUUUGAAGGGAAGGAGGUACAGGCCAAGCAGAACCGUGGAGUCGACAAGCAGCUCGAGCUCGCGGCGGCUGUAGAGUUGGAACCUGUCAAUCGUGAGACUCCGAGCAAAGCUUGA
This is a messenger RNA of Anthostomella pinea, 1575 nucleotides long. The record is from the annotation of a GenBank genome assembly. NCBI's taxonomy places the organism in Eukaryota, Fungi, Ascomycota, Sordariomycetes, Xylariales, Xylariaceae.